GGUGCUGGUUUCGCUUAGUAGCUGAGCAGCCUUGAAUGGUACUGUGUGCUGUUCUCUCUGUCCUGCCGCUGGAUGCUGUGGAGGGUGCUCAGGCAAGCUCCGAAGUUGUGACAUGGAUGCAUUGACCUAUGAUGAUGUGCAUGUGAACUUCACUCAAGAAGAAUGGGCUUUGCUGAAUCCUACACAGAGAAAUCUCUACAAAGAUGUGAUGUUGGAGAUCUACAGGAACCUCAAAGCUGUAGGCUACAAUUGGGAAGACCAAAACACUGAAGAACAUUGUCAAAGUUCCAGAAGACAUGGAAGGCAUGAAAGAAGUCAUACUGGAGAAAAACCCUCUGAAAAUAUUCAAUGUGGUAAAGCCUUUGCAAAUCAAAGUCAUGUCCAUGUACAUAAAAGAAUACAUACUGGAGAGAAACCCUAUGAAUGUAAUCAAUGUGAUAAAACCUUUGCACAAAAGACUCAUCUCAAAAUACAUAUAAUAACACAUACUGGAGAGAAACCUUACAAAUGUGAUCAAUGUGAUAAAGCCUUUGCAUCUCAUAGUACGCUCCAAGUACAUAAAAGAACACAUACUGGAGAGAAACCCUAUAAAUGUAAUGAAUGUGGUAAAGCCUUUGCACAAUACAGUACUCUCAGAAUGCAUGAAAAAACCCAUACUGGAGAGAAACCCUAUGAAUGUAAGCACUGUAGUAAAUCCUUUGCCUCUCAUGGUCAACUUCGAAAACAUGAAAGAAUUCAUACUGGAGAGAAACCUUACAAAUGUAAUGAAUGUGGUAAAGCCUUUGCAGAACACAAUACUCUCAAAAGGCAUAAAAUAACCCAUACUGGAGAGAAACCCUAUGAAUGUAAGGAAUGUAGUAAAUCCUUUGCCUCUCAUGGUCAACUUCGGAAACAUGAAAAAAUUCAUACUGGAGAGAAACCUUACAAAUGUAAUCAAUGUGGUAAAGCCUUUGCAUACCAUUAUCAUCUUCAAAUCCAUAAAAGAAUACAUACUGGAGAGAAACCUUAUAAAUGUAAUGAAUGUGGUAAAGCCCUUGCAUGUCAUCGUAGUCUUCAAAUGCAUAAAAGAAUACAUACUGGAGAGAAACCCUAUGAAUGUAAGCAAUGUAAUAAAUCCUUUGCCUCUCAUGGUCAACUUCAAGCACAUGAAAGAAUUCAUACUGGAGAGAAACCUUACAAAUGUAAUGAGUGUGGUAAAGCCCUUGCAUGCCAUCGUAGUCUUCAAAUGCAUAAAAGAAUACAUACUGGAGAGAAACCCUAUGAAUGUAAGCAAUGUAGUAAAUCCUUUGUUUCUAAUGGUCAACUUCGAAAACAUGAAAGAAUUCAUACUGGAGAGAAACCUUACAAAUGUAAUCAAUGUGGUAAAGCCUUUGCAGAACACAGUACUCUCAAAAGGCAUAAAAUAACCCAUACUGGAGAGAAAUCCUAUGAAUGUUUGCAAUGUAGUAAAUCCUUUGCCUCUCAUGGUCAACUCCGAAAACAUGAAAGAAUUCAUACUGGAGAGAAACCUUAUAAAUGUAACCAAUGUGACAAAGCCAUUGCAUAUCAUAGUUAUCUCCAAGUACAUAAAAGAAUACAUACUGGAGAGAAACCCUAUGAAUGUAAGCAGUGUAGUAAAUCCUUUGCUCAUGGUCAACUUCAAAAUCAUCAAAGAAUUCAUAAUGGAAAGAAACCUUACAAAUAUAAUGAAUGUGGUAAAGCCUUUGCACACCAUCAUUAUCUUCGAAUACAUAAAAGAAUACAUUGGAGAGAAACCUUACAAAUGUAGAAAAUAUGGCAAAGCCUAUUCACAAUCAAGUCACCUCCAACUACAUGAAAGACCACAUACUAAAGAGUAAUCCUAUGAAUAUAACCAAUGUGGUAAAGCCAUUACAGCAAUCUUGAAAGGUGUGGUUUGAAAAUACUUGGCCCAUGAGAAGUGGUAGUAUUCACAAGUAUGGCCUUUCAGGAAUAGAUGUGGCAUUUGAGAAAGUAUGUCACGGUGGGAGUGGACUUUGAGAUCCUAUGCUUAAGCUCCACACAGGGCAGAAGAGUCUUCUGAUCAAGAUGUAGAACUCUUGUCUCCUGCAGCACCAUGUCUGCUUGGACACUGCCAUUUUUUCAGCCUUGAUAUUAGACUGAACCUCUGAAUCUGUACACUAGCCCCAUUUAAAUGUCCUUUAUAA
Mus caroli (Ryukyu mouse) is the source of this 2165-nucleotide messenger RNA. The record is from RefSeq and is a predicted model, not a curated record. Lineage: Eukaryota; Metazoa; Chordata; Mammalia; Rodentia; Muridae.